Molecule: messenger RNA, 12260 nt
Organism: Brassica rapa (field mustard)
Lineage: Eukaryota; Viridiplantae; Streptophyta; Magnoliopsida; Brassicales; Brassicaceae
Product: protease 2
Biological process (GO): proteolysis
Cellular component (GO): chloroplast
Molecular function (GO): serine-type endopeptidase activity
Source: RefSeq, a predicted model, not a curated record
UGUCAUUUUUGGGGAAGAAGCCAGAUAUUGAUUCGGUUUGGCAACCGCAAAUCUUCGCCGGACUAUGACACAAUCAAGUAGACGCGACUGGUUUCGUAUCGUGAUUGAUGUCGAAGAGAAACAGUAUAAUUGAUGGUGGAUUUGAUUGAGGAAGAAGGAGAACAUAGACUACUCAAUUGGAAAUGGAGAAUUCAAUCGGUUUGAUGAGUUCAAGAAAUUAGAGUUUUGGAGAAAAUUAGCUUUGGCAAAAUAAUGAAAAAGAAAGUGCUUAAUUAUGAAAAAAAGGAGAAAAGUAAAUAGAUAAUGACCGGUCCUAGUUUGCUCGAUUUAGAAUACAAAGGGUAUUGGUGACUUUUCAUUGCUUAGAAGUACCUCACAUGCUGUGAGUAUGUCAAAGUGUAAUGGGGAGGCUAAAAAGUAUGUCUAAGGGUAAUAUUUUCACAAAUUAUAUCCAGAUCUUCUCCACCAAAUGUUUACCCGUUGGUUCUCCAAUCGUCUAUGUCGUGAUGCGACUGCAUCCUUCACUGGCUCUCGAUUGGUUUUGCUCUUCCCAUAAUUGCUCCGCCUCGUCGACAUCCCUAUCGCCUCAUCUAAGUCGUCUGCUCUCGCGUUACGUCGACAAAAUUCCGUCGUCGAAUCUUGGUCUCGCGUAAUCACAGUUUCGCCUCCGUCGCCUCUUCUCUUUCUCUCUCACGCUUCGGGUAAAACACAAAUUUUGGAAUGGUGAAAUACAAAAGUCGCCGAUUAAAAGUUAAAAGGGGUAUUAAUUUUUACCUCUAAACGUUGGGCUCACAAAUUUUCAAAAUUCGAACACACUAACUAGAAAAAACCCACGUGAACCACCAAAUCUAUUCAGUUACCUUUAUCAGGGGCAAAUUAUGAUAUUUCACACAAAAACUGCCCCAAUAGAGAUAACUGCCCCAUGGUGUAAAAUAAACAUAGAAACUGCCCUGCAGUGAAAAUCACUCUCGUUGGUCCAAGAGGUUGCUUUCGGAAAUCGCAGGCAAGGGUUUAGCUUCAAAAAGUAGAUUUACUUAACUUUUAUUUUAUUUUAAACUACGUUUGUCCAAAUCGAAGUGAUGUGAAGCAGUGAAGGUGACCAUGUUCCUUACAAAUUCAUGGUUUUGUCUUGUCGAGAUUCAAGCGCGGGGCUCUAUAGAACACACGUAGAUGGGACUAGUCACUACUUAGUCACCACCAACUUAGAUUUUCUAUUUGUUUUACAGUAAACCUGGUCAAAUUUGAGGUACUUUUUAUAUUAAAUUAUUCUUCGUGCAUUGACUCACUCUACAUGUAGAUUAUUUAUGCAUGAGUCUUCUUAAUAAAUGGUGGAGGCAUGCAAUAGAGAUUAUUUUAACAACAGAGAAUGCAACAGGGUUUUUUUUAACCAGAGCCGAUCAUGGUCAAAGACUUAUGAAACAUUUCUCUUGAUCCCUAAAUUCUUUUUUUUUGUGGACAAAAUCCCUAAAUUCUUAAAUUAAUACAUAAGUCUUAUGCCUUUCAAUUUAUAAAUAUUUUUUAUUAAAAUUUAUUUUAAAAUUGCUGUAGUUCUUUAAAUCUUAGGGUUGGUUCUGAUUUGAAUCCGUAGAAAACGGCACGACAAAGAACAAAUGACAAAAACAAGUUGGUAAUAGUGUAAUGAUAUAACAGUUUCAGUAAUAAGAAAAUUGUAUUUGAAUAUUUAAAGCUGUAUGUUUUAUAAAUUAUACCGUUAUAUAAUAGUAGUUCAUUUCGCUAUGCUAAAAAGGUUUUGUUUUCUGUAGCAGCAGCAAAAAGGGUUCUAGAGCAUGAAAUUAAGGAGCAAAAUGGUGUGUCACUUGCUGACCAUGGAAGUGCGGCGUCACUUAGACCGACAGUAGUCAAAUAAUGCAAAUACCAUACAAAUUCGUCUCUACACUUUAAUUAGAUUAGCCUAUUUUUGUAACAUUGUAUUAGCUAAAAUGUUAAAGUUUAUAUAAUUUCCUACUGUUUUAGAAAAAAAAAUACUAUCUCUUUAUUAAUUAAUGUAAUACAUAUUUAAAAUAACGAUAAAUUAGUUUUUAUUUAUAAUUUUUGUAUUUGGGAGUAUAGUUACAUUAUUUUGUAGUAGCUUUUUUCUGCCAACGUUGACUUCUUAUCUAAUCCUUUUUUUGCUGUUAAGUUCAUUACUUAACAAAAGAAAGCUUUUUUAUAUAUGCAGCAACAAAAAAGACGUUAUAUGCAAAAAAAAAAAAAAUUAAAGGAAAUAGAAACUUGCAAAGCUGUAAAGUUGGCUUAUGAUCUGUUUUUAGUUGAAAUGUUUAACAUGUUUUGUACUAAUUCUUAUUUAAUCCAGUUGGACCAAAUUGAUUUUCUUGGUGUAAUCUUUAUUGGUGAUAAACAAAUUUCUAGCUGGUCAGAAUUUAUUUUGUUCAUAUAUAUUUUUUUCCUUUUUUCUUUUUGACAUCUUGCUAAUUUCAUUUUUUACAGUUACGGAUUAACUUUUUUUAAUAAAAUCUGAUGAUUUAUGGACUAAAUUGUUUAAACGAACUAAAGGAAAAUUCAACCAAAACACUAAAUUUAGUGUUAAAUAACAUCAUUUUCAUAUAUAAAUACCUGAAAUCGUAAAGUAUUUGUAAUAUUAAGUAAUAACUAGUUUAUUUGUAAAUCGAUGCACAUACGCUAUAGUUAAUGCACAACCCACAUAUGCUAUAGUUUGUAAAUCUGAUUUUCGUUCCGUUUUCUUAUAAAUGAGAACGAAAUUUCAAAAUAUAAAAAGACAGUCUAGCAUUUUUGAACAUUCUUAUAAUUGGUAAUUUCAUAUUACAUCGCUACAUAUAUAGUUCGCUGUUUUAGUAGUUACUAACCAGAAAAUGGUAAGAACUAAUUAACAAUAUCAAAAAAAAUUAUCUGUUUUAUACCAAUAUUAUUACUAUUUUAAUCUCUUUUAACUAUUUUGAUACUGUUUACCAUUUUGUAUCCAUAUUUACCAAUUUGUAUAAUCAAUAGAACCAUUCAAAAGUUGUGGAGAACUGUUUUCAUGAAGUGUUCUUAAUAUUCGUUAUAACAUACAUUAAUAGAGCCAAGUUACACAAAAACAUACUUUAAUCAAUCACAACCAAAACUGGCAACAUAUGAGUUAUAUAGUAUGGUCCCCAGCCUUAAGACUAUGUCAUAUCAGAUCAUAGGCUUUUAGACCUAUGGAAUCCACCGGACUUUGGUGCAGUAUCAGUUAGUUUUAGCUUAAACAUUUAACUAAUAACUAAAUUUUAACUUGUGAUUAACUACUAAACAAUUUGUUUAAGCCGAUAAUAGAAGAGGCAAUCUGAGUCAAUGGGAAACUACAUGGAGACACACCACCCCCCUCUUUUUAUUACGUAGCUAUAUCAAAUAGUUUGUUUACCAACUAACAUAGGUACUUACUACUUUUUUUUGGUCAACACAACAGGUACUUAUUACUUAAACAAGAAGAUUAUAGCUUUCUCAAUAUGCACUAAUUAAUAACUCUCAAUUGUGUUAAACAAUGUAAUUGACUAAUUUCAUCUCCAAUAAAACUCCAAUAAUAAUAUUAGAGGUGAUUGGUUAGACGGUAACUGUAAAAAAAUUGCUCUAGAAUUUAAUAUGUAUGAUUUUUUUUAUUUAGCUGCAAGAGAUAUAACUUUAAAAUUUAUUAUUAGAACAAUAUAUUUUCUACAGUCAAAAAGAUGAAAUUUUAGAAAAUGAGAAUUUUACACCUAUUUUUUAAUUUUUUUACUGUAACUUUAAAAAUCAGUAUAAAAAACGAUUUAUGAUUUUAGAGAUUAUAGAUAAAACUAAAGUUAAAGUAAAUUCUUAUAGUCCAACCAAUAACCCCAAUUAUCUCAUCUAAUUUAUUGUUUUGAUAUUGAAAACCUUUAAGCAAAAAAAAUUAUUGUUUUGUAAUUAGUGUUAUACCAAAUUUUGAGGUAACACUAUUUAUCAUAACAAACAUUUAUAUAAUAUAUUUUUAUUUUCAUUUAAUAAUAUAGUUAUAUUAGUGUAAAUAGUGUUAAUUAUUAACUUAACGUUUGUUCUUUCUAAAAAACAUUUAUAUAAUAUAUUUUUAUUUUCAUUUAAUAAUAUAGUUAUAUUAGUGUAAAUAGUGUUAAUUAUUAACUUAACGUUUGUUCUUUCUAAAAACCUAAUAUUUCUUCGACUCUUUUUGACUUGUUAUUUUUCAAAAUUAGAUUAUGGUUUCUUUUACAAAGUUGGAAUUAACAGAAUAAUUAAAGCAAAGUUGCACGCGAGGUGAGGCAGACCCGUGAGUCAGAUUUUUCAUGUGGAGACAGAGUGGCAGUCACGCACGUGUCACAUGUCUUUCAUGUAAUUUAAAAUCUUCAAAAAAAAUUAAAAAUGUUUUCUCCCCUUACUAUUUUAAAACUCAUAAACAGUUGUUAGUAAAAAAAGUCAUAAAAAGUACCAUAAUUGCAGGCAUUAUACACGACUGCUGAAAAAGAAAAGAAAAGGAAAAGGAAAUAUUCGUUAAAAUAAAAUUAAUCCUAAAUAAAGGGAAGAGGGAGAGAAGUCUCUUGAAAAAAGGAAGAGACAGAGCGGUACGAGACUGGGGGUCCACGUCAGACGGUUCUGUAAAAGUUUUAGAUUCUGACUUUUGCUAACAUGCACACUUUCAGCCCCGUAAGAAAAUACUAAGCCUAGGCAUUCGGAUCGUCGGAUCGGAUUCGGGUCGGGUCCUUUCGGGUCCGGAUCUUUCGGGUCUAAGAGUUUAGGACCCGAUAGGGUAAUUUCAAACUUUCGGUUCCGGGUCGGUUCGGGUCGUGCCGGGUCCGGGUCGGGUCGGGUCUUAGAUAGUUAGACCCAUUCGGGUAAUUAGAAUUUAUCGGUUCGGAUUCGGUUCGGUUUCGGGUCGGGUUUGGUUCGGGUUCGAUCUAAAAAAGACCUAAAAAUACAAAAAAAUAUCUGAAAAUAUUUAUAUAUCCGAACAUAUUCAAAAUUUUAUUCAAAAUUUGUGUUUUUAUUAUAUUAAAAUGUGUAUAUAUAGUUAUAUACUAAACUAUGCGAAAUACAACAACAAUUCGUUGUCUCCUAGUGGUUGACUCCCAUAUUCUCUAGACAAAUAACAUGUCUUCGAUUCUCCCUUGAUGCAUUUUAUUUAAUUUACAUUAUUAAUUCGGGUACCCAUCGGGUUUCGGGUUCGGGUCGGGUCGGGUCCAAGACCCGCGGGUCCUCUACAACAAGACCCGAUAGGGUAAUUUGAUCGGGUCGGUUCUUACCCGAACCGGGUUUUUUCGGAUCGGUUUCGGGUCGGAUCUUCGGGUCCGGGUAAAAUGCCCAGGCCUAGAAAAUACUACAGCUGUAUUAAAAAAUUGCUGUCAUCAAAGUGUUGCUUUACUAAUUUACGCAUAAUAAAACUAAGGCUUCUUUGUAUUAUUCAAUCUGAAAUGUUCGUUUCUCGUCACCUUUGCUAUGUACGUAGCUUUAGUGCAUAAACGUGCAUAAGAGCAGUUUAUGCUAAAUGUUUACCUUUAUUUAUUACUAAAAGGUCGCCUCUUGACGUCCCUUUUCUUUUCUCAACAUGUAAUCAACUAGCUUAAUACCAAAAGAGUACAAGAAAAUAACACACUUUUAUGAGACUUUUCCACGGCAUAACUUAUUGUUUGAACCUUUUGGUUGAAAACAUAACUCUAUUUUACAACUGUUGUAAUGUCCAUCGCUUUUAUGCCAGCUUACAGCAGUUAGGGCGAGCAUCAAUUUGACAUAUCAAAUCUCAUCACCAGAAGAAAGCUCUGCCGCGUGGGUUUAGUCCGGGCCUAUGUAGGUUGCGUGUGAGUCGUGAAACCUACGCACAUUUUGGCCAAGUUUGUAUCUGCCACUGACUCGUGGAUUUUUUGUAGAAGAAAGCGUUCAAAUUCACUUCGUAUCGUCAUUUGGUUAAUUUUUAGUUUGGUUAUUGUUGCACUUGUACACUUGGUUAAUUUUUAGUUUGGUUAUUGUUGCAUCAAACGCACAACACAUAACAUUGAUACUCCGCCACAGCAUGAAAUAAAGAAUCACAUAUUUAUUCAAAACUUAGUUAAAAUUUAAAUGCACUUUUAUAUCAAAGAUGUAACUAGUCCAGACGUAGGUCCUUUAUCAGAUUUGUUUUUUGCUUAAUCCUUUAUCAAACUUCUGAACAUACAAAAAUGCAUUGAGACAAAAAAGAAGGUAGAUUGGAACGACAUGGUAAUAGCUACUAAAAUUAAAAGUAUACAUAACAAAAACGUAGCGAUCAUGAAAGAUUUGGAUAAAUCUCCAAAGGGAUGGCAACUUGGCUCACUUCACAAUCUGACAUCUACCAAAAUCGACCAAAAAAUGGUCCACCUAUCACCCACCGUAUACAUCUCUAAACACAAUUCCAAUUUUUUAAUACUAUCAUAAAUUUUGGCUAAUUAUAGAAACUAUAAUAUAUGAUGACACGAAUUAACACGAUUUUAUCAACACUAGAAAGAGUUAUAUAUGUUGACAAAAAAAGAAAGUCAUAUAUAUAUAUAUAUAGUUUAGCGGAGAAGUGGUCCCGUGAGGGCAGAGAGUGGUCUCUUGCUGCAUACAAGAUUCGACCACACCUUUUUCUAACACCGAUUCGACCACACCGUAACCAUAUAUUUUUUCGUAUCUUUCAUUCUCACCAUCUUUUUUUUUGUUCAAAUCACUCUCACCAUCUAUCUUUUCUUUAUUUCCAUCAUCCCAUGUACCCCAACAAUUAUUUCUUUUUAUGGUCUUUUCACUGAAAACCAUAACUAUUUUUGGGUUUGACUGGUAACAGUACUCGGAAGAGUUUUCUAACGAGAAUAGAAACUAGUAAACGGUGACAAAAUUACUACAACCGGCAAUAAAUAGUUGUAUGAUGAUACUGUUUUCCGUACCGUUAAUUAUUUCCGUUUCUGGUCCGGGGGCCAACAAGUCCUUCUCUCGUUGUUGUUGUUGACCAGAACUCAUACUGCACACCAACUAAUAUUCUAAGACAGUUAUACUCUUAUAAUCGUAACAACAAAGAAUUACAAACAGUGUGUUGAACUAUUGAUGUAAUGUUUAGAUUUGGAUCCAUUAUGCCUAUGAUUCGAUUCCCUUUGAAAAGGAUAUCUUAUGCCAUGUCUUGGUAUUAGCAACUGCUGCUCCCGGCUAGAGGAUAUUAUUUGGGCCUUCCCGAUUAUUUAAAAACAAACAAAAGGAGUUUUGUAGACAUUAUGUUGUAAAUAGUAACAUAGUGUAGAAAAGCUGAGAUAUGCUUGUUUUUUUUUUUGAAAAAGUAAAGGAUUAAAACCCGGGUCUAUUAAAGACACAGACCCAGGGGUUAGGACUGAGAUAUGCUUGUUGUGUAUGAUAUUACUCUUCUGAUUUGCUUAGAUUAUGUGGCGUUAGCAGUAUCAAAAUCAACUAAAGAAUAUGACUAUUUUAACAUAUUGUGGUGGUUAACAUAUAUAUACAAUGGUAGAAACUGCGCAAUAAUUAAUGUAGAAAAUGAUACUUUAGAUGAAAUUAAACUGACAAUUAUGUCACAAUCUUGAUAAGCCUAUAACCGAUCUUCUAAAAUUUGGACGUUGUUCAGAUAACCUAGUUUUUUCACAAGUUAAUAUAAAUUAAAGGAUUUUAAGAACUAAUUAAGCAAUGAUGUUUAAUGUUAACAUCUUAAAUGAACUCUAGAGAUGUCUAUAUAUCUUCUAGGGUUGGCUUCCACUUUAACACCUAAGAAGAUGUCCGAGUCAGCGCAUUAGUAUGAUCUACAGCCACUUAAAAUUGAUCAACUGAACGAAAUAUGUUGUAUGCUUUACUCAUCGUGACGCACCGUAUUACGUCAUAAAUGAGCUAGAAUUAGCAAUAGUAUUAUACUUUGUUCUAAUUACUGUGAUAGUAUAUACAUAAGUAUCAUGUGUUGUCAUCUCUUGCACUUAAUAGAUGGAGUUGUAUCAUGGAAUGAUUAAACAGGUCAAGGAGAGGAUAUGUCGAAAACCGAGCAAAUGGUUGGGAUAAAUAUAUAAUCGUAACAUAUACUUUCAGACAAUGCAUGACAUACCCUUAAUUAUAAGUCUGGCCAUCAAAUCUAAUUUUAAAGUUGAUCGAUGGCAAUUUCACUACAUGGGGACAAUAAAUUGAAUUGGGUGGCAAAGAACAUUAUGAAUACGGUCACGCGACCAAGAAUUUAUGAACAAUUAAGUUGUAGUAUCACAUUAAGUUGUAAUAUGUUUAACUGGGCAUAUAAACCGAGAACCGAACUCGAUACCGAACCGAACCGAAGUUUACAAAUAAACGAACGGUUCCUAAAUUUUUAAAACUGAAAUCCACAACCGAACAGAGAACAUAAUGGAUAGUACUUGAAUAUCCGAAUACAGUUUAUAUUCCAAAAAUAAUGUUAUAUUUAAUUUUAACAUUACCAAAUAUUCUAAAAACAUUAUUUAUACACCAACUAUCCAAAAAACCAAGAUUACCCAAAUGUUUUUUUAUCUAAAAUAUUUAAAAUUAUUUGAAUUACACUUAACAACUGAAUCACUCAAAUAAUUCUCAAUUAAACUAUUAAAAUUUAUUCGAAUUACUCAAUUUUUGAACCUGAAAACCGAAAUAAUGGAACUGAGACCGAACUAGAUUUCAUAAAUAAUAAAACGAUUUCUAUAUCUCUAAAACCGAAAAACCGAAAGAACUGGAUCGGAACCGAACCGAACCGAAAACCAAACACCCUGCUAUUAUGGGAUGUUCUCUAGCUCACGAUUGGGGUUUUGCCUUGAAUCUUCCGGGAUGUUCCUACAAACACCACCCCCUGACGAACUUAUGAAAGAAAGGAGAUUCUGGAGGAUUUACUUCACUUUAGUGAGCACUCAUGUAACCAUAAGCCUCUCUCCACCCAUCUCUUGUCAAAGUGUAGGCACUUUAAUUAGUAGAAUAGAGACUGGUAUUGAGAAUCGUUUUUAAAAGAGUCAGGCACUCUAGUAGAAUAAGAUUAGAUUGAGAAUCGUGUAAAGUGCGUAGGAGGUGGUAAAGAUAGCAUAUGACAUGUAUAUUUAUAAGAAUGAGUGGAUUAAGAGAUGUGAUUAGUGAAUUGAAACUUCAAUAGCUGCGGUAAACCAUGGAUUAGGCCUAAAGGAUUUUGUUUUGGUUCAGAUAUGAGAGGAAGUAGAUGGAGGAACUUAGGAACAAAGCAGAGAGUAAAGAUGAAAAAGCUAAGAAGACUUCAGCAGUUGGAGGGUCAAAAAAAAAACAGCUGAAAAGAAUGUGACAAAGAAUAGAACAUCUACUAGAAGACAGUGACGAUUGACGAAGCUCCUGGUGAGAGACUGAGAGUCAUUGACUUGCUGCUUCCCAAGCUUCGACAAGAUUGGCUAAUAUGUAAGUCACCACGGCCGUCUAACAGCACGCGCAAGUGGAGCGGUCGAACAGGGCCCCGAAAUAUAAAAAUAAAAGAUUUAAGGCUUUUUGGAAAUAUAUAGAUAAAUUAUGGUAAGAAACUUUAAAACUUUAGAUAUAAUGCUAAAUUUAGAACUUAUAAUUAAAAAAAAAUAAGAUAAAAUUAUUAAAUUUUAAAAUUACUUGAUAAAAUGUACAACUAAUAUUUUUUUUUGAACAGGGCCUCAAAUUAAUUUGAGACGGCCCUGUAAGUCACGUUUGUUUCUUUCUCUUCUUAAAAAAGAUUACAAACAAGAGAACAUAUUGGUUUUCUCUUCUUAAUUGUAUAUAUGAUGGACUUGUUCUUGUCUCAUCAUCAGUGCAUAGCUUUUGCUCUAGCGACAUUGCAAAACAAGACAAAUUCGUUUUAUAAAAAGCCAGACUCUUUGUUUUGGUUUGUGUAGUAAAAAACAAAAAACAAAAAAAGCUUACAACUUUUGACUUUGAAGGUUUAUCGCAGAUUACUCGUGUUUUAUGGCAGUACCAUCUCUUCUCCGCCGUUCGCCCACCGUGUCGUCUCUUUGGUCUUUCUCGACCCAAUGUUUUGUCCGACGAACAGCUUCACUCUCUCUUCCGACAGAACCUCCUCCUGUCCCCAAAAAGAUCCCUUUCUCCGUCACAACUCAUGGCGUCACGAGACAAGACCCUUACCGUUGGAUGCGGAACACAAAAGACGCACCUUUCCUCGACCACCUCCACCGCGAGAACUCGUACGCUCAAGCUUUCAUGUCUGACACAGAGACCCUAAGGCGUGACUUGAUCUCCGAGAUGAAAACUCGCAUCCCCGCAGAGAUUGUCACUCCCCCAGAACGCUGGGGACAAUGGUUAUACAGACAAUACAUCCCCAGAGGAAAAGAGUAUCCUCUUCUCUCUAGGAGACUGGACAAGGCUGAAACAAACUGGCUCUCUGUUCUUGAUUGGAAUCAAAUUGCUGAACAGUUUGGUUAUGUUCACGUUGGUGUUUGUCGUGUCUCACCUGAUCAUAACUACCUCGCCUACACGGUUGAUCCCAAGGGCAACGAACGUUUCCUUCUCCAGAUUAAGGAUCUUAGAAGUGGUUGUUUGGUUCCUAGGCUGGAAGUUGAUGGAGUUGUGAGCUUGGCGUGGGCGUUAGAUGGAGUCAGCUUGUUUUACACUGUUGUUGAUGAACAUCAACGACCUCACAGGGUUGUUGUUACAAAUGUUGAAUCAGACGGGGGUGGUGAUACUGUGGUGUUCUCUGAAAGUGAUUCUAGUUUCUGUGUGGAUAUUACGAGUACUAAAGAUGGAAAGUUUGUUACUAUCAAUUCGAACUCGAGGACUUCGUCCGAGGUUUAUAUAGUAAAUGCGGAGAAGCCACUGGCUGGUUUGCGAAGGGCUCGUGAGAGAGUCCAUGGUGUGCAGUGUUUUCUUGAACAUCGCAAUGGAUACUUUUACAUUCUUACCAAUGCUCCCACGGAUGCAGCUAGUGAGUGGUCUGGUGAAGGGUAUUAUUUGGCUAGGUGUCUAGUGGAGGAGAUUGAAUCAUCGGAAUGGCAGGUUGUUUUCUUUCCAGAUGAUGAUGUGGUGAUAGAAGAUAUGGACAUGUUCAGUGACUAUCUAGUGCUUUUCUUCAGUAAGAAAGGCUCACCUAUGCUGUGUUCUAUUGAUAUGCCCAUGAAAGCAAAUACGAAGCAAGUGGAGGAUCUUAAUCCCUGGUACUUUCCUCUUCCAGCUGAUUCAUGCAGUGUUGCACCUGGCUCAAACCACAACUUUCAAAGCUCAGUUUACCGAGUGGUCCUUUCAUCUCCUGUGAUUCCUGACACUAUCAUCGACUAUGACGUGUCAAGAAGAUCAUUCUCAAUCGUCCAUCAGGAGGGAAGAGUAACAGAUGAUCUUGAUACUAGUACGCCAUGGUACCGGGCAGAUCACUCUACAGACAAUAAUGAUAGAACCACUGAGGGAAUGCCUGAAUGGGAGGAACUAUCUGAUGCUUAUGUUUGUGAAAGGCAAGAAGUUUCUUCACACGACGGAGUCGAAGUCCCUCUUACAAUUCUGUAUUCUCGAGAAGCAUGGAAGAAGAGCGAGUCACCGGGGAUGUUGAUAGGUUACGGUGCUUAUGGAGAAGCCCUGGACAAAAGCUGGUGCACAAAUAGAUUGAGCAUGCUUGAUCGUGGUUGGGUGAUUGCCUUUGCUGAUGUGAGGGGAGGAGGAGGUGGUGGGGAUUUUUCAUGGCACAAAUCAGGAACUCGAUCAUUGAAACUAAACUCAGUUCAAGAUUUCAUCUACUGUGCGAAUUAUCUAAUGGACAAGGGAUAUGUGCAUAGACAUCAUCUUGCUGCUAUUGGAUACAGCGCAGGAGCUCUUCUUCCAGCUGUUGCGAUGAAUAUGCAUCCAAGCCUAUUUCAAGCUGCCAUUUUGAAGGUUCCUUUUGUAGACGUCUUAAACACAUUGUCAGAUUCAAACUUACCUCUCACACUUUUGGACCAUGAAGAGUUUGGUAACCCAAACAUCCAAACCGAGUUUCAAUCCAUCCUUAGCUAUUCUCCAUAUGAUAACAUACGCAGAGAUGUUUGCUAUCCGUCAAUGCUUGUCACAUCUUCGUUUCAUGACUCAAGGGUUGGAGUAUGGGAAGGUGCUAAGUGGGUGGCUAAGAUACGGGAGAGUACGUGUGAUGAUUGUUCACGAGCUGUGAUUCUGAAAACGAAUAUGAGCGGUGGCCAUUUCGGUGAAGGUGGUCGCUAUGCUCAAUGCGAAGAGACUGCCUUUGAUUAUGCUUUUCUUAUCAAAGUCAUGGGUUAUCACAACAAUAGAUAACAGAACUGAUUUUUGGUAGAAAGUCAGUUUUAGAGACUGGAAACAUGAUUCAAGAACUUGAAACAGAAUCUAAUAUUCCACAAGAGAUUGUAUUUGAUAGGUUACAAUGAUGAAUGAUAUGCAGAAGAUAAUACAAAGUC